Molecule: messenger RNA, 1178 nt
Organism: Octopus bimaculoides (California two-spot octopus)
Lineage: Eukaryota; Metazoa; Mollusca; Cephalopoda; Octopoda; Octopodidae
Product: adhesion G protein-coupled receptor G6
Biological process (GO): G protein-coupled receptor signaling pathway; cell surface receptor signaling pathway
Cellular component (GO): membrane
Molecular function (GO): G protein-coupled receptor activity; protein binding
Source: RefSeq, a predicted model, not a curated record
UUGCAUCCAUCAACUGUAUGCAUAGGCGCAGCUGUGGCUAUGUGGUAAGAAGCUUGCUUUCCAACCACAUGGUUCUAGGUUCAGUCCCACUACGUGGCAUCUUUGAUUAAUUUCAUCGGAAGUAUGAUCACAUGUACACCAGCGACUUGGGAGUGUGUGAAAAGAAAGGAGGAGACGUUAAUAUAAUUCCUGUGUGAAUAUUCAUUCUUCAAACUUCAGUUCUAUGCACGAAGUUAAGAUAUUCUGCAAAUAUGGUCUGUCUAAACCUGUUACCAUGUCAUUUCGAAUCGAAAGAAACUAUAUUUAAACUAUGUUUGAUAUUUUUGAUACAUACGGUUUUAAUGGAUUCAAUAUCUUCAGCGAUAUAUCCACUCUGUGAAUCUUUCUGCAAAUGUAGAUACAAUCAUAAAGAUAUCAACUGCGAAGAUACGAAUUUGACGUCAGUACCGAAAGGUAUCCCUGGAACAGUGACGCAUUUGCGGCUUAGCAAGAAUAACAUCCGAUUUAUAAAACGAGACGACUUUUCGAAAUACCAUCAAUUGGAAAUGCUAUAUUUAGAUAAUAAUGAAAUAAGCAGAAUCGAAACUGGAGCCUUCAUAAAUCUUCAAAAAUUAAAGUUCUUGAAUCUCAGCAAUAAUGAAUUGACAUAUAUACCACUAAACACCUUUCAACAUAUGGCUUCCUUGGAAGAAUUAAAUUUGAAUAAUAACAACAUCAGGUCCUACGGAAUGAAUUCUUUCUUAUUCCUGCCUAAUAUACAUACAAUCCAAAUGAAUAAUAACUCUAAUUUGCUGUGUGGAUGUCACCUUCCAGCUCUUAAGAGGUAUAUGAAGCAAACGAAUCAAACAAAUCUUAAUGUCUCAGGAAAAUGCAUUCUUCCACAGCAAAGAGACAAGACUCUAUGGGAUCUAGAUGCAGAUAUUCAAAAUUUUUGUGGGAACUACCAACUUUUUGAUCAAGUAGGCCGUUGUUUACAAUGCUCAGGCUCAAACUGCUCUAAUCCACAAACAAUGAACUGUCCUGGUCCAGAGCUAGAAGAGGAAUUUUCAAAAUUGCAUGGGACCUACAUUGUUAAAGUAAGAUAUUUCAGGCGACCACAAUUAGUUUACAAAAUGGUUGAUACUUACACGAAGCAUUUCAUAAUUACUUUUACAAUUUUUGCUAUUAAUACCAAAUAA